Messenger RNA from Triticum dicoccoides, 1867 nucleotides. Its product is annotated as noroxomaritidine synthase 2-like. The record is from RefSeq and is a predicted model, not a curated record. The transcript has a single exon. Gene Ontology annotation, molecular function: iron ion binding; monooxygenase activity; oxidoreductase activity, acting on paired donors, with incorporation or reduction of molecular oxygen. Bases 40 to 1590 code for a protein of 516 amino acids. Lineage: Eukaryota; Viridiplantae; Streptophyta; Magnoliopsida; Poales; Poaceae.
UAGUAGCUGCUAGCAUAUCCCACACUACUCACGCUAACAAUGUCAAUUAUGUUCUCGCAGGAGCUUCCCAUCUACACCGCACUCGUGCUACUUGUUCUUCCCCUGUACUACUUGUACUCCAAGGCUACUUGUAGAUCAAAGAACCCUGCAGUGCUCCCCACAAACUGGCCAAUACUGCACAUGUUCCCUUCCUUCCUGGCCAACCUCCAUAAGAUGAAUGACUAUUUCACCCUGGUCCUCGCCGGAUCAGGCCACAACUUCAGGGCGCACGGCCCACCCGGGACCGGGAUGCGGUUGUUCGUCACAUGCGAUCCUGCCAACAUCCGGCACAUCUUCACGACGAACUACACCAACUUCCCCAAGGGUGCGGAGUUCGCCGCAAUCUUCGACAUCAUGAGCGGCGGCAUCUUCACCAUCGACGGUGAGCCAGCUUGUCGGCAGCGCACGAAAAUCAAGAGCGUGCUCAGCAGCCCACGGUUGGUUGCAAGGAUUGAGGCUUGGUGCCGCGACAAGGUGGAGAACAACCUCCUCCUGUUGUUUACGCACAUGGCGAGCACGAGCACUUCGUUCAACAUGCAAGAACUGAUGUCGAGGUUAAUGUUUGACCUUGCUGCUACGCCUCUCUUCGGCGUGGAUUCCGGCCUUCUAUCUGUGGACAUGCCUCCCAUGGAAGCCGCAGUCGCCAUGGAUACAGUCAUGGAGGUGGCAUAUUUUCGGGUCGUGGUGCCUGCUUCUUGUUGGAAGUUGAUGAGGUGGCUGAACAUCGGCCCUGAGAGGAAGCUCAAGGCAGCGCACAAGGUGCUGCGUGGGUUUGUCAUGGAGAUGAUGGAGAGGAGGAAGAUUAACACAUCUUCCGUUGGUAAUGGCAAGCAACAUGAGGUUGUUGAUAUAAUGUCUUCCUUCCUCGACGACCCCUAUUAUACCGAUGAUGACAUGUUCAAUGCAUUGACCAUUAGCUACAUGAUCACUGCGAGGGACACAGUUGGAACGGCCCUGACAUGGAUUUUCUACAACCUUUCCCAGAACCCUAAUAUUGUGUCAAUCAUCCGCAAUGAACUCUCACCGAUUGCAUCACGCAAAGUAGCGUCCCAUCCAGAUGCCAUGGUAAUUUUUGAGCCGGACGAGACUAAAUCUCUAGUCUAUCUGAGAGCUGUCUUGUACGAGACUCUCAGAUUGUACCCACCAGCCCCUCUCGAGCGCAAGAUGGUGGCCGCCAAUGAUAUCAUGCCGAGUGGUCAUGAGGUGCAUGCCGGCGACACCAUCCUUAUUUCUCUCCACUCCAUGGGAAGAAUGGAGGGUAUAUGGGGUAAAGACUGCCUCAACUACAAUCCAAAUAGGUGGCUCUCGGAGGAUGGCAACGAGCUGAGGUUCGUACCAUCUCACAAGUUCUUGGCCUUCAGCUCGGGUCCGAGGAUGUGCCUCGGCAACGACAUCGCGGUUAUGCAGAUGAAGACAGUCAUCGCCUCAACGUUGUGGAACUUUGAUGUUGAGGUAAUGAAAGGGCAAUGCAUCGAGCCUAAGUCAUCUUGUAUACUGGAGAUGAAAAAGGGACUCAUAGUUAAGCUGAAGAAGCGAGAGAUGUUACAUUAGAGCAAGUCAAAUAAGGCAUACUCAACAGACUAUAGCAAGUGCCAUGUCAUUUAAAUCCUAAGUGGAAAGGAGAGAGAGUGAAGCGGAUGCUAAAUCUGUAGCCAGGGUGUAGCACAAGCUACGAGGCAGAAGAGCUAGCUUGCAGCAUGUGCAAGCGCUAGAGCUGGCUCUUAGUCUUCUCAUCCAAUCAUGUGUGCUUUUCUGCCUUCUUCAUAUGCAAGAAUUAAAUGCUAUAGCCGACUUUAAUAUGCAAUCUAAAGCCAGUCUAUUAUAUGAU